Molecule: messenger RNA, 615 nt
Organism: Daphnia magna
Lineage: Eukaryota; Metazoa; Arthropoda; Branchiopoda; Diplostraca; Daphniidae
Product: 4-galactosyl-N-acetylglucosaminide 3-alpha-L-fucosyltransferase FUT5-like
Exons: 3
Coding region: 1-615 (204 amino acids)
Cellular component (GO): membrane
Molecular function (GO): alpha-(1->3)-fucosyltransferase activity
Source: RefSeq, a predicted model, not a curated record
AUGGACGAGUAUUUGCGUGAGAGUGUUACACCAAGGAACCCACCCUUUAAAAAGAUAGUGCUCUGGAAUAGCGCUUUCUUUCAGCCUGGCAAUGAUUUCCGCAUUGGACCUGGUCGUGAUAAACUACGUAAAAUAGGAUGCCCUGUGUGGCAAUGCGAGCUGACCACCAAUCGCACUGACGUCCAGAACACGGACGCUGUUGUCUUUCACUACGGCAACUGGACUAUGAAUGAUUUGCCAGAGCAAAGAUCAUCGCACCAAUUUUACAUUUUCUGGAGUAGAGAAGCUCCUAAGUGGCGUCCUUAUCUCCCAUUUAAAACGGACCUAAUGGCGGAUUUCUUCAACUGGACUAUGACUUAUCGAUGGGAUUCAGACGUGGUAAUGCCACACGGUUACAUCAAACCCAUAGGACACGUCCCACUUCAUCCCAGCGACGACCAGAUGAAGCUUUAUUUGUCCAAUCCAACAGGAUCGGUUAACAACUCAACUACGUCACUGAAAAGUACGAAACCGCAUACGCUUUUCAAUAUUAUGCAGCUACCGGUGGUCCCCGUCGUUUACGAUCUUCACGACAAUCACGAAUCGCCACAAGCAUUCGUUUAUCAACGCGGCUAA